CUCCGCAGGCUUUGCCACAUCGGCCCCCUCUCGACUCUCGGAACUCAAAACUCCCCUCCUUCGCUCACUCAUCAAUGGCACUUCGUAAAACCCUGACGGAGCGUCUCCUCGGCUGCCGGAGAGCUCCCCCGCCCCUUCCUGCGGCGAAGCUAGGCUCGUCUCCCUCGCCGGCGUCCGAUCCUGCUCUGCCACUGCGCCGGGAGUACUACACCUCGCCGAAGUCCGGUGGGAGAGGAAUCCUGCGGCGGUUCCUCCACGGCCGGCGGCCCCUGAACGAUGUCGCCACCGAGAUUCUCUCCGGCGGCCGGCUGCAGGAGCAGCUGAGCAGCAUCGGUGCCUCUAGAAACCGUCUCCGCCUUGAAGGUCUCUCACCGCCGGCACCGGCGCCGGCCACCGGAUUUCCGGAGUUUGGGGGGCUGUCGGUCCUCGAUACGAGAAAGCUGCUGAGGCUGGCCCGGAUGGAGCUGCUAAAGGCGGAGCUCAGGGGGAUCUCCGAGAGCUCGAUAUCGUAUAGCGAGUUCAUUAAUAUCUGCAAUCGGACCUGUGGGAGCAAUGAUGAGGCAAUGGAGUUUGCAAAGAUGCUGGAUGAGUCGGGGAACGUCAUCGUUUUGGGGAAUGUCGUCUUCCUUCGGCCCGAGCAGGUGGCCAAAUCGAUGGAGGCGAUUCUCUGUCAAUACAUGACGGUGCCUAACGACUCGAGAAGAGCGGAGCUAGAGCAGAUGGAGGAGCAGAAGUUGGCGAUCGACAGGAAGGCCCGGGUCCAUGUCCAGGCCGAGCUCUACUCCGGGCUGGGCCUCCUGGUCGCCCAGACGCUCUUGUUCAUGAGGCUCACCUUCUGGGAGCUGACCUGGGACGUGAUGGAGCCCAUCUGCUUCUUCGUCACAUCCCUCCACUUCGCCCUCGCAUAUGGAUUCUUCCUAAGGACAUCGACUGAGCCCUCCUUCAAGGGCUACUUCGACCAGAGGUUCAGGACCAAGCAGAGGAAGCUCAUGAGGGCCCAGAACUUUGACGUCGAUCGGUAUAACGAGCUGUGCAAGGUUUUUUACCCGAAAGAGGUUGGCUCUUCAAGAGGGAAGGAGCCGUUAUCGGCCAUGGCCUUGGGUAGGGACUGAUUAGUUAAUAAAUACACAAGUAAGGGAUGUAAACGGAAGAAUUAGAUUAUCCCGGGGAACUUCUACGGUGCGCUGAUGCUCUUUUUCUUUAUAUUUCGGGGUCAUUAUUUUUGCUCAAUCGCGAGUGGAUAAUUCCUUUUUGCUCGGGUUAUCUAACUCAAACCAGAUUUUCUGGUGUACAUUGUGCAUGUAUUCAUGCUGCACAGAUUUAUGUAUCCAGGCAUGUAUAUUAUCCAUCAUCAGAAGACAUCUUUUUCAGUAA
Punica granatum (pomegranate) is the source of this 1374-nucleotide messenger RNA. The record is from RefSeq and is a predicted model, not a curated record. NCBI's taxonomy places the organism in Eukaryota, Viridiplantae, Streptophyta, Magnoliopsida, Myrtales, Lythraceae.